Molecule: messenger RNA, 1133 nt
Organism: Saitoella complicata NRRL Y-17804
Lineage: Eukaryota; Fungi; Ascomycota; Saitoellomycetes; Saitoellales; Saitoellaceae
Exons: 1
Coding region: 409-933 (174 amino acids)
Source: RefSeq, a predicted model, not a curated record
CUGCAAGAUCCGUACGUUAGCCAAGUCGCAUGCAUAAUUUAGAUUCAUGACCCAACAUGUCUUCAGACCAAUAGGUCACGUCCCACAUGGACAAUUCGCAAUUCAUCACGAGUCUCCAAUUCCCAACAUUCUGUCUCCAACAAACUCAUCAUCAUGAUUAGGACUGACCGAAUAAUAGUACGCUAGAGUCCGCAGAACAAACGGCCUUGAGACAGUCGCUGAAUCAUUGUCAAAUACUCAGUAGUUAUUGAUGUCUGAGCUCUAAUCAAGGCAUGCCAAAUCAGAUUCACACACCCAUGAGUUCCUUGUGGUGUUAUCUGUCACAGCUUAUGUUGUACGCCAAGUUUGAGAUUACGGCGAAAGAUCGAUGACCUUCUCACGCUAAGUCACUCGACAGGAAACCAGCGGAUGGCUUCAACGUUAGUAGGCAACUCGGUCUUGUCACUGACAGGCGCUGGGGUAGCCUUGGCCUGCUGGCAAACAGUCGAGAUGCGCGCCGCAGCAUACAUACCGGCCACACUCGGCUUCAUCGCCAGCCUUUCUCUGGUACAUGAGCAUGGAAGUGAUGAGGAAAAAUCAUCAGUUUCUAUCAAUGCCCUUCAUUCCCAUCACUCUUCGAUCGUGGCGGAGGUCGCUUCGACGGUUGCGAUUGCGAAUAUGCCUGCAACGACGGCAGUUGAGGUAGCGGCUCCAGCAAGUGGACAUGCGCAUACAGACAUGAACAUAAAAUCUCGAUCGAUUCCAAAGAACGCUGAGCAGUCUGGGGGAAGAAGUACACGACGAAUGUCCACGCAAAGUUCAAAGCACCAAAGACGUAGAAUGCCUUGCUAUUACUACACCAACCGGACUGAGAACAGUAAUAUCCAGCCCCACAGAUGUACCGCUGCGUUCCUCCACAAGUCAUGUCAGGAGAGGGAGAGCCGCAAGCAAUAGGAGCGAAACAAGUCGUGCCAGACCCGCCAUAGGGAAAAUUAGUCUAGUCUUGUUUUGUCUCUGGCAUUUCAUACACUCAGGUUUCUCAUCGGCAACCUUGCUUCUUUUAUCCCUCUUCGUCUUGGGGUAAAUAUAGGGUCCUGAUCGUGCCACACCCCCGUUUCUUCGUGCCACACCCCCGCGCCCGGAUACCGCGCCCG